AAUCCACCUCUACACCGAUUGAUUUUUCUUCCGAGAAGACAUCUUGCGGAAACCGAAAAUCAGUACCGGAGGAAAAUGUCGUUCGCGUUACGUGGUGCUCGCCUUUUCGGCGUUUCUGGGCCAGCUACGCGUAUGAUCCAGUCGCGUGGCUAUGCCGACGAAAUGGCGUUCACUCUGGCAGCCGCCAACAAGGUGUUUUACGAUGGUGCCAACAUCCGGCAAGUCGAUGUGCCGUCCUUCAGCGGUGCCUUCGGUAUCCUGCCGAAACAUGUACCCACUCUGGCCGUCUUGAAGCCGGGAGUGGUGACGGUUUACGAAAACGAGGGCGCUGUGAAAAAGAUUUUCGUUUCCAGCGGCACCGUUACGGUCAACGAGGACGCUUCCGUGCAAGUGCUCGCCGAGGAAGCUCAUCCAGUCGAGGACCUGGAUGCAUCGGCUUGCCGGGAAAUUCUUUCCAACAGCCAGAACCAGCUUUCGUCCGCUUCAGGAGAUGCGGAUCGUGCCGAAGCUGCCAUUGCGGUGGAAGUUGCCGAAGCGCUCGUUAAGGCGGCAGAAUAAAUUUGUCCACCAAUUACAGUUCUGCAAUCAAUUUAGUCAAUAAAGAUGAUAAAUGUAAAUUAAA
Molecule: messenger RNA, 622 nt
Organism: Anopheles coustani
Lineage: Eukaryota; Metazoa; Arthropoda; Insecta; Diptera; Culicidae
Product: ATP synthase subunit delta, mitochondrial-like
Exons: 1
Coding region: 76-558 (160 amino acids)
Biological process (GO): proton motive force-driven ATP synthesis
Molecular function (GO): proton-transporting ATP synthase activity, rotational mechanism
Source: RefSeq, a predicted model, not a curated record